Messenger RNA from Callorhinchus milii (elephant shark), 5325 nucleotides. Its product is annotated as SEL1L adaptor subunit of ERAD E3 ubiquitin ligase. Lineage: Eukaryota; Metazoa; Chordata; Chondrichthyes; Chimaeriformes; Callorhinchidae. Gene Ontology annotation, molecular function: protein binding. The transcript is spliced from 21 exons. The coding region runs from base 123 to 2468 and encodes 781 amino acids. The record is from RefSeq and is a predicted model, not a curated record. Gene Ontology annotation, cellular component: endoplasmic reticulum membrane. Gene Ontology annotation, biological process: ERAD pathway.
UUGUCUGUGUUGAGGCGGGGGUUUGGCGGAGGUCCGGUCGGGUCGGGGCGGCGGAGCCCUGAGGGAGGAGUCGGUCUCUGUCGCUCUCUCUCUCUGUGUGUGUGUGUGUCUCUGUGUCUGUGAUGGCGGCCGUUAACCCGCCGCUGAGGCGCCGCCCGGGCCCGGGGCUGUGGCUGCUCCUCCCGCCGCUGCUGGUGCUGUUGGUGUCGGUGGGCCCGGGCCCGGGGCCUCGGGGAGUGCUGUGCGAUGUAGAAGAAAUUGAUGAAUCACUGGAAUUGAAGACCGAUCCCCAGAGCGAAGAGAAGGAUGGGGAAUAUUCAGCUGGAAGUCCUGUGGUUGCCGGUCAGAUAAUGGACUCGGCAAAAGAUCUCUGGGAAAAUAAAGAUGGGGAUGAGCAACAGGAGCCUAAUCCUGAAGAGGAAACUCCCACCAAUAGGAAAACCGUGGAAAGUGUAAUAGCUAUUGGUGGCAGUGGAAACGGCGAGCCGUGUGUUUUUCCCUUCCUGUUCCUGGACCGAGAGUACAUGAGCUGCACCACGGAUGGACGAGAUGAUGACCGGUUCUGGUGUGGAACAACCUACAAUUAUAACCAGGAGAAGAUGUGGGGAUUCUGUGAAACCGACGAACAAGCAAAUAAAAGAAAACUUGCACAGGAGGCAGAGAGACUUUACCAUACCGGAAUGAAAAUGAUUAAUACUACAAGCAAAAAGAGUCAGAAGAAAGAAGGAUACGAAAUCCUUCUCAGAGCAUCUGAUAUGGGAAGCAUUAAGGCCACAGAGAAAGUUGCCUUUGCCAUGCUCUUGGGUGAUUACAUGGAUCUGAAUGUUGGGGCAGCUAAGGAUCUCUUUGAGAAGCUCACUGAACAAGGGUCUCCCAAAGGCCAAACAGCCCUUGGAUUUCUUUAUGCUUCUGGAAUAGGAGUCCAUUCAAGUCAAGCAAAGGCCCUUGUGUAUUACACCUUUGGAGCACUUGGCGGAAACCUGCUGUCACACAUGAUCUUAGGAUAUCGCUAUUGGGCUGGGAUAGGCGUCCCUCAGAGCUGUGAAUCAGCACUGACUCACUACAAACUUGUGGCAAAUUAUGUUGCCAGUGAUGUGACUCUGACUGGCGGUAGUGUUAUUCAGAGGAUCCGUCUUUUUGAUGAAGCUGAGAACUCUGGUGUUGGCAGUGGCAUGCUCGAGGAAGACCUAAUCCAAUACUAUCAGUUCCUGGCUGAAAAGGGCGAUGUCCAGGCACAGGUUGGACUAGGCCAGCUACAUCUGCAUGGAGGCCGAGGCGUGGAACAAAAUUAUCAGCGAGCCUAUGACUACUUCAGCCAAGCAGCAAACACUGGGAACUCACACGCAAUGGCAUUCCUUGGCAAGAUGUACUCCGAGGGUAGUAAUGCUGUGACCCAGAACAAUGAAACGGCUCUUCAUUAUUUCAAGAAAUCGGCAGAUUUGGGUAAUCCAGUUGGACAGAGUGGCCUGGGGAUGGCUUACUUGUACGGCAAAGGAGUUCCAGUGAAUUAUGAACUAGCCAUGAAGUAUUUCCAAAAGGCUGCUGAACAAGGUUGGGUGGAUGGGCAGCUCCAACUGGGCUCCAUGUAUUACAAUGGUAUAGGUGUGAAGAGAGACUACAAGCAAGCCUUGAAAUAUUUCAACCUUGCCUCACAAGCUGGGCACAUCCUGGCCUUCUAUAACCUGGCUCAAAUGCACGCAACAGGAACCGGUGUAAUUCGAUCCUGCCACACAGCUGUUGAGCUAUUUAAAAACGUCUGUGAGCGAGGCCGAUGGUCAGAGAGACUGAUGUCUGCCUACGGCAGCUACAAAGAGGGAGACACGGAUUCGGCGCUGGUGCAGUACUUUAUACUGGCUGAGCAAGGCUAUGAGGUGGCUCAGAGCAAUGCUGCAUUCAUUCUGGAUCAAAGAGAAGCUAAAAUCUUUGGUGAGAAUGAGACCUAUCCCCGAGCAUUGCUGCAUUGGAAUCGAGCCGCAGCACAAGGGUAUACAGUUGCAAGAAUCAAGCUGGGAGACUACCAUUUCUAUGGCUAUGGCACGGAUGUUGAUUAUGAAACAGCAGUGAUCCACUACCGAUUGGCCUCUGAACAGCAGCAUAGUGCCCAGGCCAUGUUUAACCUGGGGUACAUGCAUGAGAAGGGGCUGGGAAUUAAACAGGACAUCUAUCUUGCAAAGCGUUUCUAUGACAUGGCUGCAGAGACAAGUCCCGAUGCUCAGGUCCCUGUGUUCCUGGCACUGUGUAAACUGGGGCUAAUGUACGCGCUGGAAUAUCUGAAGGAGAACAAAGUCCGGGAGAUAUGGACGCAGGUUGACUUGGACCAGUUACUGGGACCUGAGUGGGACCUUUACCUCAUGACUGUACUGGCUUUACUCUUGGGAACUGUAAUCGCUUACAGACAAAGACAGCAACAGCCUGAGUUGCGACCAGCAGGCGCUCAGAGGGCAGAACCCCAACACGAGCAGCAAUAGCUAACGUUUUCUUUCAUUUUUUUAAAAAAAGCAAAAAAAAAACAAGUUCUAGGCACAGCAGGUUUUUUUUUGUUUGUUCAAUACCAACUCCUGCAGCGACAGAUUAAGACUUAUCAGUCAUUUGAACACUUUUGAGUCAAAUUGCAACUAUUUUUAAAUAUACGAAACUUAUUUUGGGUUUACUAAGACUUUCCUAGUUAUGAUGAACAUUGAAAGAGUGGAUAAAAGAAGCCUACUAAAUGCUUUGGUCUUACUUACUAAACACCUUACUUUAGUCACUUGAAUUCACCUGAUUCCCCACACGUACACAAACACACACACACACACACACAACUUUAUUUUUGCUGCCAGUUUUGAGCUUUUAGUUGUGUUCAUUUCUGCAAUAUAAUGUUAAGAUUUAUGUAAUUUAAAUUAUGAGUUUCAACAAACUACUGAAUCCUUCAACAGGGUUUGAUUUCAUCUAGAAGUGCCACUACAAGAGUACAUUGCACAGCCACUUCAAAGGGGCAAUGUAGUUGUCCAGUAUGUCUUUGCUAUUUGUUCUGCUCUUCUGUGAAGAACUGUGUCCUCUGUUACAUUUGCCAAACAUCUGACUCAGCUUUUGAACUGAUGUUCCUUUGAUAACGGCGUGUAAUAUUACUUGAUGUGUUUCCAUUUUUUUUUGCUACUGAAAAAGCCAUUAAAGGAAUACAGUGAAGCUAGUGACCUAUCUCAGGAUGAACUUACAUUGCCACUUUAGGGAAAAAUUGUGCGUGAAUGGAAAAUGAGUUACAAAAUAAAAAUCGCUUUAAUGUGGCCCAUCCUGAGCCAUGUAAACACGGAUGUAUUAUGUGUUAAGUGUGCAAAGAGGGAAUUAAUCAGUGAGAUGGCUUAGUGAGAUCGCAAAUUGCACCAUUAAAGAAGUCUCCUUUUCACAUGCAUUUCCACAUGGCACGGAAAACAUUUAUGCUUACACUUGGCUUACACAAGACAAGUCGACCCUGUCGCUGUAGCUUCAGAUUUCCAGUUGGACCGACGCACAUUUUUGGCAACCGAGUAUGUUUUGCCUUCGCAAUAUUUGAUCAAUAGAACAAUUUAAAAGAUAAAACUUAUUGUCCUGUCCAGGGGGUCUAACCCCAAAUCAUGAAAAAAAUAGUUUUUGAAAGAACCAGGCUUUUUCUUUUUAGGGUCACAAAAUAUACGGUCAAUUCACUUUACGGUAUAUUCUGUGAAGCGCUUUGAGACGUCUCGGAGCUGUGAUAUGGCGCUGUAUCAAAUGCAAGGAUUAUUAUUAUUAUUUGGAGUGUUUUGAAGUGUAAUUGAGUUGUUUUGCUCGGCGGGCUACUUUUAAACCUGGUUAAUGCAGAGAACCAACAGCUGAAAAGGCGGGCAGUCAGUUUGCCCUGACACGAUGUUGGUUACCACACGAGCAGCCGCCAGACGUUUUAAGUUGUUGUAUUUCUGACUGGAAAAACCACAUCAGUGUGUAUGUCGUCUUGCUCCACUGGGUUCAUAAGUACAUCUAAUUUGUGGUAUAAUAAUGCUGUGCUUGAAAGAUGGUGUAGGUGUUUUACAAAUGCUACAGAGAAAACCCCUGUUAAAGACAUAUAGACUACGUUAAAGCCACGCACGACUGGCUACCUUGUUCUUUUCUAACGAAAUGGAGAGAAUUGCGUAGUUGGCAAUGGAAGAGCUACUGCAUUAAAUGUUUUUCCUCAAUUUAAGGAACCAAACCCAUGAUCAAAUGUCCAAGGAAUUCGGGUGGUAAUCCUGCUCCAUAGCAAACGGCAUUUUGAUUUUUUUUAAUGUAAAGAUCGUGGGUUUUGGGUUACAGUAGUUUGUGUUUGCUGCUUUAGUUCCUUUUUGGGAGGUGUAGGUGUAAUGUGUCUCAACUGGCAAUUGUAAUCAAAUCGGAUCGCGUAUUGUAAAUGUAAUGUAUUAUAAACCAAUAAGUAAAAGCUGAUGUGGUGUAAAAUAAUUGUUUCAAAAAAGAAGUUAAUAAGGUGUACAGACUGUUUUAUAUGGUAAAUCUUUUGUGAAUUGAAAAUUCAACCUAAUUAUUAGCUGCAAGCUGUAUAUUAUGCGCUUUAAAAAGUUUUAAUAAAGUGUCCAGCAUCAGCUGUAGACCCUGAUUUGUGGAUUUUGUUUCAGUAAUGCACUAGUCAAACCAUAGCCUUUGGAGAAUUGCACAUCUCUCACUAAUGGUCGACCCAUAUAAAACAUCUCCUUUGUAAUCUGCUUUUUGUGUUCCUAAAGAUGGUACGCGUGAAAGAGAGUCUGGUGUGUGUUUUUUCAGAUACAUCGCUUGUUAAUAAUCAUUUGGUCACUCAAACCAUGACUUUGUGGAACGCUGCUGUGCACGAAUGGCUGCUGUGAUUCGCCAAUAAAGUAUACAGUCAAUUCACUUUACAGCAUCUCCUGUGAAACACUUUGAGACGUCUCAGACAUGAUAAAGCUCUGUAUCAAAUGUAAAGAUUAUUAUCAUUGGAGAAAAAGAAUCUUGGAAAGUAUGCAAUGAGAGAUAUUUACCUAUUUGUUCCAUAGACCAAAAGACCAUAUCCGGCUAUCGUGAACUAUUUAACACCCGUUAAUCUUCUGUGGAAAGGUUCGGCAAAAUACCUUGGAAGUUUAUUGAAAAAACUAGAAUAUAGUUCCUUAUUAUGCAACUUUCUGAGCCUAUCCGAUUUUAAUCUGCUGCUUUUGAACUUUUCAAGCGUUCAUUUUACGUAUUUCCUGGCCAUUCGACUCUGGUAAUUUGAUUUUACACAAUGGGUCGUUAUCGUUUUAGUCUUUUGUGUAUUUAUUUGUCCCCUUGUCUGGAUUCCUGAUCUGCAUCUCCUCGUACUUUAAAUAAAGCUCUGUUGUACAAUCACGUAAA